AUGAGUGUUUUAAAUAAGCUAACUUCGAUUCUUUUUCUAGGAUUAGUUGGCCGAAAGUCAUUUUUAGCAGCAGCUACUGAAGCCACAGCCGCUUGUUCGUCGUCUUCGUCGAAAAAUUGUUGGUUACCAUCGUCUAGAAUGUCGAGCACUUCCAGUUCAUAUACAGCGGGCGCCAGCUCGAUUUGCUAUGUAACCACUCCGAAUGAGGAAUCGGCCAAAAAGCUUGCCGGCGACCUUGUCUCAAGCAAAUUGGCCGCAUGUGUGAACAUUCUUCCCAACAUUCAAUCGGUCUACGAGUGGGAAGGUAAAAUCAAUGAAGACUUGGAAUAUUUGCUCAUGAUCAAAACAACCACCGAAAAUGUGCAAGAAUUGACCACCUAUGUGCGCGAAAAUCAUCCGUACAGCGUGGCUGAAGUGAUUUCGGUGAAGAUCGAAAGCGGUAAUCCUCCAUACCUCGACUGGAUUGCUAAAAAUGUGAAAAAACCAAACACGCCAAAUGAACCAAAAGCCUGAAUUUCCGAUAUUCACAACAGCAUUUAUUAGCGAUACUCAUUGUUAGCUUAAUGAAAACGGUAGAUAAAAGGAGAAGUUCAGAUAAAGUGUCAAUAUUUGAUAUACUUAAGAAGACAAGACUUUAUUUGGACAUAAAACUACAGCAUAAAGUACUAAAUGAAGUUAUUGAUGUUUGUUUGAUGUAUCUUUUGCCCCUUUGCAUGUGGUGAAUGUGCAACCAAAAGCUACGAAUAAAAUUCAGUCAAUUAUCGAGCAUAACAAAA
Sitodiplosis mosellana (orange wheat blossom midge) is the source of this 776-nucleotide messenger RNA. Its product is annotated as protein CutA homolog. Bases 1 to 513 code for a protein of 170 amino acids. Gene Ontology annotation, biological process: response to metal ion. Gene Ontology annotation, molecular function: copper ion binding. NCBI's taxonomy places the organism in Eukaryota, Metazoa, Arthropoda, Insecta, Diptera, Cecidomyiidae. The record is from RefSeq and is a predicted model, not a curated record. The transcript has a single exon.